AUGGUCGCUGCUAUUCCCUUCGUCCUCGCCGCCGGCGGUCUUCUUGGCCUUGCCCAGGCCAAGCCUUGCGGUGGCCACCACUCCCAUCGCCCCAGCUCCCAAGUUGUCGCUCCCACCAACACCAUUGUCGGCACUCCCACCAGCCGCCCUGUGGUUUCUGCUUCCAGCUCCCUGGCCCCCUCGGCCAGCUCCGUCGCUGUCUCCUCUGCCGUCUCCUCUCCCGCCAGCUCUCCUGCCGCCAGCUCCAGCAGUGCAUCUUCCACCACCAGCGCCUCUGGACCUGCGCCUACCGAGUACAAGAACUACAAGGGAGACGGCACCGUCGCCCAGGGCUGGCCCGAUAUCACUGAGUGGGCGGAUUUCGAGACCCUCUGGACUCGCAACAUUGCUCUCAACGAGGGUGCUUGCAACGGCCUGUCUAUUGCUCCUAACAGCGAUGCCGAGAACGCGGUUCUCAAGUCUUCCAUCAAGUCGGGCGCCGCCCAGGCCAACCUCGACGAGCGUUUCCUCCUCGCCGCCGUCUUCCAGGAGUCUGCCGGAUGCGUCCGCGUCAAGACCUCCACCUCUCCCAAUGAGAAGAUCCGCAACCCCGGUCUGCUGCAGUGCUUCAACGGCAGCUUCACCUGCAACGACCCCGACGCUGGUGUCGCGAUUCUUGAGCCUUGUCCUGAUGAGCAGAUCAUCGGUAUGAUUACAGAUGGUCUCGGUAUCACCACCUCCGACGGAUUCAUGCAGUGCGUCAACGAGAAGGCCGGCGCCUCCGACGUCAGCAAGUACUACAAGGGGGCUCUGUACUACAACUCCGGUGUCAUGCCCGAGAGCGGAAACUUGGGCAAGGGACGAGCCAACGCUUGCUACUCCAGCGAUAUCGCCAACCGUGUCAUGGGAUGGUCCGGAAACAGGUCUCCUUGCAACAAGACCACCAUUGGUGAUCUGUAA
Messenger RNA from Clonostachys rhizophaga, 939 nucleotides. NCBI's taxonomy places the organism in Eukaryota, Fungi, Ascomycota, Sordariomycetes, Hypocreales, Bionectriaceae. The record is from the annotation of a GenBank genome assembly.